Molecule: messenger RNA, 12095 nt
Organism: Oreochromis aureus
Lineage: Eukaryota; Metazoa; Chordata; Actinopteri; Cichliformes; Cichlidae
Product: neural-cadherin-like
Exons: 40
Coding region: 1-9414 (3137 amino acids)
Biological process (GO): cell morphogenesis; adherens junction organization; multicellular organism development
Cellular component (GO): catenin complex; plasma membrane; adherens junction
Molecular function (GO): calcium ion binding; cadherin binding
Source: RefSeq, a predicted model, not a curated record
AUGGGGGCCCAGGCAGCCGCGUUGGGGGCCAAGGCACUUGAGGUGGAGACCCAGGCAGCCGAGGUGGAAGUCCGAGCAGCUGAGGUGGAAGCCCGAGCAGCUAAGGUGGAGACCCAGGCAGCCGAGGUGGAGACCCAGGCAGCCGAGUUGGAGACCCAGGCAGCCGAGGUGGAGACCCAGGCAGCCGAGUUGGAGACCCAGGCAGCCGAGGCAGCUGAGGUGGAGGCCCAGGCAGCUGAGGUGGAGGCCCAGGCAGCUGAGGUGGAGGCCCACGAAGUUGAGGUGGAGGCCCAGGCAACCACAGUGGAAACCCAGGCAGCUGAAAUGGAGGCCCAGGCAGCUGAGAUGGAGGCCCAGGCAGCUGAGAUGGAGGCCCAGGCAGCUGAGGCAGAAACCCAGGCAACUGAGGCGGAGGCCCGAGCAGCUGAGGCAGCUGAGGUGAAGGCCCAGGCAUCUGAGGUGAAGGCCCAGGAAGCUGAGGUGGAGGCCCACGAAGCUGAGGUGGAGGCCCAGGCAACCACAGUGGAAACCCAGGCAGCUGAAAUGGAGGCCCAGGCAGCUGAGGCAGAAACCCGAGCAGCUGAGGUGGUAACCCAGACAACAGGGGGGACCGUGGAGCAGGUGCCGUUCUUUCACGGCCAUGUAUUUGAGAACUCGUCCCCGGGCUGCCGGGUCAACGGACUGAGCGUCCCAUUAAAGCGACUCAACUCGGAAAGGCUGUGCGGUGCCGGGGAACCUAGCUCGGCGGCAGCGCAUCUCAAACUCCUGGGAGAAGGCAGCGAGAAUUUCCGUGUCUUUGCGCACCACAAACGGGGACAUAUUUUACUGAAGACUUCGAGGGUUCUGGACAGAGAGGAGCGUGCCGAAUAUGCGCUAGGUCUCGGUUUGUGUUGUGGUCAAUGCGCGGGACUCUCCCGGGAAGAGGAAGAUGCGUCUCCACUAGUGGCUGAGGUGGCGUCCAUCAAGGUGGACGUUUUGGACACCAACGACCACCAGCCCACUUUCCCCGGAGACGAUGUGAAACUGAGCCUCGAUGAUGCCACUGCGCUCCGCACGGCGAUCUACACGGUCACCGCGCGGGACGAUGACAGCGGCAAGAACGCGGAGCUCAUCUACUUUGCUCUGCCCAGAAACGGGAGUUUCUACGUGGUGCCCAAAACUGGUGACAUCCUCCUUGUCGACUCCAUCCUCGGCCUGGAUGAACCUAUUAAAUUUGAAGUGUUUGCCCGGGACCGGGGGUGGCCACCUCGCACAAGUCAGGGCAUAGCAGUGGAAAUAAAUCCACGGCAGUGGCCCGUGGCGCCCUCACUGAAUCCCCAACCGGGGAAAGGGAAACCGAAAUCGCAAGAGAAAGUACCAGCGAGAAAGUCCAGGUCAGUACUGGAAUCAGACAGCCCAGUUUUAAUCAACGUGUCCGAGGAUGCAGGGAUCGGUUCAGUGGUGAUGAACCUGAACCCGGUGAGGUUUCAGUCGGCCACGUUUGAGCUGGUUGAGCCCGACGUAGAGAGCUCACCGGUCAGCGUAAGCCGGGACACCGGGGACAUAAUCAUAACUCGGAAACUGGACCGAGAGACUGAGCCUCUAGUGGAGAUCACCGUCAGAGUGCAGGAUAAAAGAGGUCCAGAGUGGUACUUGGUCAGAGUGGAGUUAACAGUGACGGAUGUAAAUGACAACAUCCCAGAAUGGAGCAUGGUUCCUGCUCCCUACCUUGCUGUGGUUUCCCCUGAUGCCUCUGCAGGUUCACUGGUCUACAAGCUCUUUGCUGAGGAUGGAGACGAAGGCAACAAUGGUGAAGUGGAGUACUUUUUGUCCGACGGUGGUGAUGGUCGUUUUGAAGUGGACAGAAAGACUGGCCAGGUACGAACUACGGGCCUUCCCCUGCAGCGGGACAGGGAAUACCUGCUGACAGUGGUGGCUGCUGACCGGCUGGGCAGCCGCAGUGCUCCUGCUGUCGUCUCUGUGGUUGCUGGACCCCGGCCACCACAGUUUACCAAUGCCUCCUUCACUAUUGCAAUACCAGAAAACACUCCUGAAGGACAACCCUUCUUGGCAACACCUGCUGUGUCCUUCCAGAAGAAACCAAUCAGCUACAGUCUGCUUAUCAAUCCCAGUAGUCUCUUCUCCAUCUCAGCAGAGACUGGUGAAAUCAGCCUGACGCGCCCUAUUGACUACGAGAGCGACCAACAUCGCUACUUGCUAUUGGUGCGAGCCAGUGAGGGGAUGGAGAGCAUGAGCAGUGCAGCCGAGGUACGGGUAGUUAUUACUGACGAAAACGACUGCGUUCCUGAGUUCCUCCAGUCAAUUUACAGCAAGGAUGGUGUACCAGAGACUGUGACAACAGCAACCUCCCUGCUGCAAGUUUCGGCCAAUGACUGUGACUCGGAAGAGAAUGCAGAGCUGACCUAUUACACCCUGAGUCCAGACUUCACUAUUUCCCCUCACGGAACAAUCUUCCCCGCGGGACCUUUGGACUAUGAGAGACCUAAUCAUCUGUAUGAGUUUGUAGUCAUGGCCAUUGACAAGGGGGAGGUUCCUCGUACGGGCACGACUACGGUACGGAUUAGGAUGGCAAACGUCAACGAUGAGGCACCUGAGUUCUCCCAACACAUAUAUCGGACAUUUGUCUCAGAGGACGCAGGCCCCAACACAUUGGUUGCUACGGUGCUGGCAAAGGACCCCGAUGGUGAUGGGAUCACGUAUAAGAUCACCACAGGAAAUGAGGAGGGCAACUUUGUCAUUGACAACCAAAAAGGCUUGAUCCGGCUGCGCUCCAGCCCACCACCUCGCCUCCAGGGUGUUGAAUAUGUCCUCAAUGUUACAGCCACGGAUGACAAUGCCUCAGGCGGACCUCAGGCCUUGUCAUCCACGGCUCAGGUCAUAGUUGGAGUGGACGACGUGAAUAAUAACAAGCCUGUCUUUGAGAAGUGUCAGCAGUACCGUGAGAGCACAUCCGUCCUGGAGAACCAGCCAGCGGGGACAUUUGUUCUGCAGGUUCAUGCUGUGGAUGCUGACGAAGGCUCCAAUGGCAGGGUCACAUAUGGCUUCAUGCACAAAGACUCUACUGUGCCUGCUUUUAGUAUACACCCAGAAACCGGAGUAAUUGUGACGGCCAGGAAAUUUGACCGCGAACGGCAAAGGGAGUACGCAGUGACAGUGACUGCCACUGACCAGGCAGCUGACCCACUGAUUGGCAUUUGUCAGCUGAACAUUCUCAUUCUGGACCAGAAUGACAACAGUCCCAAGUUUGAGAACAUCAGAUACGAGUACUUCCUCCGUGAGGAUACUAUGAUUGGAACUAGUUUCUUACGGGUGGCGGCUCAUGACGAUGACUUUGGGACCAAUGCAGCCAUCACAUACUCCAUGUCUAAUGAGCAGCCAGAGUACCUAAGGGUCAACCCACUGACAGGCUGGGUGUACGUUAACCAGCCCAUCUCGCAGAGGACCUACAUCACCAGAGACAUUGUGGCUACAGAUGGGGGAAACAGGAGCAGUUCAGUGGAGCUGGCUGUUACCAUCACCAAUGUGAAGAACCAGCCUCCACAGUGGGAAAAAGACAACUACAAUGUAGUCAUACCAGAAAACACCGUCCGGGACACACCCAUCGUGACCAUCAAAGCCACUUCACCUCUUGGAGAUCCCAGAGUAACUUAUAAUUUGGAGGAUGGCAUGGUCCCAGAGACCAACAUGCCAGUUCGUUUUUACUUGACCCCCAACCGAGAGGAUGGUUCGGCAUCUAUCCUGGUGGCAGAGCCCCUGGACUAUGAGACCACCAAGAACUUCAUGCUGAGGGUUCGAGCUCAGAAUGUUGCUGCUGUACCACUAGCUGCCUUCACGACAGUCUAUGUCAAUGUCACUGAUGUAAAUGACAACGUCCCUUUUUUUACUUCAUCCAUCUAUGAGGCCUCGGUCACUGAAGGAGCAGAGUCGGGAGCUUUGGUUUUCCAGGUUUCAGCUAAUGACCUAGAUUUGGGCCCCAAUGGCAAGAUCUCUUACUCCCUGCUGGAGGAUCGCAGUGGAGACCAUCAGUAUUUCCGUAUCGACCCAGAGCUGGGGUUCAUCUACACUCAGGCUGUAUUUGACCGUGAGACCAAAAGCUCCUACCUGUUGGAGGUUCAGUCUGUAGAUGGAUGGGAGUCAGCGCGGCCCGGCAAGCAUGGGCAGCCCAACUCUGACACAGCAUACGUACGCAUUUUUAUUAGCGACGUCAACGAUAACAAGCCGGAGUUUGCACAGGCGUCCUAUGAAGUCGAUGUGGAUGAGGACGCUGAUGUGGGCUUUGCCAUUCUCACAGUCAGCGCCAACGACGGGGAUGAAGGUGGAAACGCUAAGCUGCGGUACCAGAUCACAUCAGGAAACACAGGGGGAGUGUUUGAUGUGGAACCAGAGGUGGGCACUAUCUUUAUUGCCCAGCCUCUGGACUACGAACAGAACAAAAGGUACAAGCUUCAUCUUCUGGCUUCAGAUGGGAAGUGGGAAGAUUACACGACUGUGGCAGUAAACGUGGUCAACAAGAAUGACGAGGCUCCGGUGUUUACUGUUAACGAGUACUACGGCAGCGUAACAGAGGAGCUGGAUGGUUCUCCGGUGUUUGUGUUGCAGGUAACAGCAACUGACCCAGAUAAGGACGCUGACCAGGAGGCCCUGCGUUACUCUCUCCACGGCCAAGGUGCAGACAGUGAAUUCAUAAUCGAUGAGGUCACAGGGAAGAUCUAUGCCCAGCGGACGCUUGACCGCGAGGAGCGCGCUGUCUGGCGUUUCGUUGUCCUGGCCACAGAUGAGGGCGGCGAAGGUCUGACGGGUUUCACAGAUGUCAUCAUCAAUGUAUGGGACAUAAAUGACAACGCGCCCAUCUUCACUUGCGCUCCCAGCUGUCACGGAGAAGUAGCAGAGAACUCAGCAGCAGGGACAUCGGUGAUGGAAAUGACGGCGACCGACCUGGAUGACUCAGCUGUGGGGCAGAACGCUGUGCUCUCUUACAGGAUUGUGGGUAGUUUAGAUGCCACUAAUGUGGAGUUGGGCGGAGUCCCCACCUUCUCAGAAAUGUUUACCAUCAAUCCCACCACAGGCACCAUCACUGUAGGCAUCGGCGGGCUAGACCGGGAACAAGUUGAGUCCUACCUCCUGGUGGUGGAAGCCAGGGAUGGGGGAGGGAUGGCAGGAACGGGAACUGCAACUAUUCUGAUCAAAGAUGUGAAUGACCACGCUCCAAGAUUCACUGAUCACUCCUGCCUGGCAAGGAUUUCUGAGAACGCAGAGCCCAAUGCAGAGGUCUUGGAUCUUGCAGCAGAGGACAGGGACAUUGGUGAAAACGCCCAGCUGACCUUUAGUGUUGUGUCUGGAGACCAAGAGCAGAAGUUCUAUAUGGUCAGUCACAAGCAGGAGCAGCGCGGCACCUUGCGGCUUAAGAAACGUCUGGACUACGAACGGCACAGCGAGCAGAGGUUCAACCUCACACUGAAGGUUGAAGACCUGGACUUCUCCAGCCUUCUGCACUGUGUGGUGGAGGUGGAGGACUAUAACGAUCACGCUCCUGUCUUCAUUCCACACUUCAUGUCACUUGCUCCACUACCUGAGGACAUUGUUGUGGGAACCAGCGUGGCCCAUUUGGUAGCCAGCGACUCUGAUUCAGGCCAGAACCGUGACAUCACCUAUAGCUUAUCAGAGGACUCAGAUCCUGAGGGUCUGUUCACCAUUGAUCAGUCCGGUCUACUGUCAGUGGCCCGGCCUCUGGAUCGGGAAAGGAUAGCCCAGCAUCACUUAGUUGUCAUUGCGACUGAUCACGGUGUUCCAGCUCUGACAGGCAGUGCCACAGUUCAGCUGCCUCUGUUGGAUGUGAAUGAUAACGGACCAGAGUUUGAAGCAGCGUACUCUCCAAUAGUCUUUGAGAAUGUGGCUGGACCGCAGGUAGUAAGGUUGAACCAAACGUCGACCCUCCUUCAAGCUGUGGAUCACGACUCUCCUGAGAAUGGCCCUCCUUUCCACUUUGCCGUCCCUCCUGAAUAUCGCUACAGCAACGAUUUCUACCUUCAGGACAAUCUCAACGGCACAGCGACACUAACAGCUUUGAGGACGUUUGACCGCGAGCGCCAAAAAGAGUUUCUCAUUCCUAUUAUUAUGAGUGACAGUGGAAGUCCAGCCAAGACAGUGACCAGCACCCUGACUGUGACCAUCGGUGACCAAAAUGAUCACGCACACGUGGCAGGGGAGAAGAAAAUUUUCAUUAAUAGUCACAGGGGCCGUAUGCCAACUACAGUGCUCGGAAAGGUCUACUCUCCUGACCCAGAUGAUUGGGACAACAAGACGUAUGUCUUUGAAGGACAUGUGCCAAGUUAUUUUAUUCUGAACAAGCGAACUGGUUUCCUGAUCAUCAAAGAGAACGCCCCACCGGGCACCUACCAGUUCCUGGUUCGUGUGUCAGAUGGAAUUUGGCCAGAUGCUGUCUCCACUGUUACAGUACACGUGAGGGAACUCCGAGAUGACGCCAUCUACAACUCGGGGUCACUUCGCCUGGCAGACAUCACAGCGAAGGAGUUCAUUGAACUGAGGGGGAAGCAGCGGAGCCGCUACGAGCUGCUGGUGGACUUCCUGUCUGAGAUGCUCUCGGUCCCACCUGAUGAUGUCAACAUCUUUAGCCUCAUGGACGUGAAGGAGCGAAUGCUGGAUGUUCGCUUUGCUGUGCAUAGUGGCCCAUCUUUCCUUCAGCCCGAGAAAAUGCAUGGUUAUCUGGCCGCUCACAAGCAAAAGCUCCAGUCUUUCCUGCAGGUCAGCGUGUUCCAGGUCCGGGUGGAUGAGUGUCCCAGCUCCGAGUGUGGCGGGACAGGUGGCUGCUCCAACACUUUGAAUGUGCGGGACACGCCCACUGUGGUGGAUUGUGGGACUAUGAGUCUUGUGUCUGUGACAGUUGAAUCCACAGCGGUGUGCUCCUGCCCAGGCAGAGAACAGUCCCAUCAGCCCUGUGCCACAUAUCCCAGAAACCCCUGCUACAACGGUGGAGUGUGCGUGGACACUCAGCAUGGCUACAGGUGCCAAUGCCCAGCUCAGUUCGAGGGGCCUGAAUGCCAGCAGAACAAGCACAGUUUCCAUGGCAACGGCUAUGCCUGGUUUCCUCCCAUGAUGCCCUGUUUCGAGAGCCAUGUGUCGCUGGAGUUCAUCACGGACGUGGCUGAUGGCCUGCUGUUGUACAGCGGCCCCUUAGCGCAGCUGCAAGCCUGGGACCACGAGGACUUCAUGGCUAUAGAGCUAAUAGAUGGGACCCCCACCUUGAAAAUCAACCAUGGCUCGGGCACAGUGGUGCUACAGUUGCCAGGCAACGUGAACGUGGCAGACAGGCGGUGGCAUCGGCUGGAUGUCCGCAGCAACAGCAAGGAAGUACGUUUCACCCUGGAUCGAUGUUCAGGGGCAGCGGUGAAGGAACUGGUGGGUAGCUGGUUGACCUCUCAAGACCACUCUUCCUGUGAAGUGAUGGGUGUUACGCCUAACACCGACAGACACCUGAACAUGAGUCAGGUGCUUCAGCUCGGCGGUGUGAACGAGGACAUCCCAUACAUCUACCCCCAGCUUCAGCACAAACACUUCACCGGCUGCGUCCGUAACCUCAUCGUGGACAGCAAGCUGUAUGAUUUGGGCUCCCCGGCCGACUCGCAGUCCAGCUCUCCAGGCUGCCUGACCACAGAUAGCAGCUGUGUCAACAUGGGCUAUCCAUCCUGUGGCCACCGGGGUCGCUGUCACGGUGAGUGGGGCUCCUUCAGCUGCCAGUGUAUACCCGGAUACACAGGACACCAGUGUGAAGAAGAGGUCCCAGAGUACUCCUUUGAUGGCCACAGUCACGUGCGUUACCAGUUGGCGUCCCCGCUGCCUGCCCGGAGGACAUGGAUCCAAGUCCUGGUUCGAACCCGUAAACACAGCAGUGUCCUUUUCAGUCUGAUCUCAAAGGAGCAAAGUGAAUACUUACGACUGGAGAUCUUUCAGGGCCUUCUAUGUGUUUUCUACAACCUUGGGGACGGGGACUACAACCUAACCCUGCCCACUUAUCGACUCGACAACGGUGAAUGGCACGAGGUCUUCUUAGAUCGGCAUGACAAUGAGAUGACACUACGAAUGGAUGGUGGCGGAGGACAGCGUGAGGUUUCAGGACUGCAGGGCCGGAGCCGAGAAAUCAUCAUUGACCCCACUGUGGUGAUGCUGGGAAACGCUUUCUCUUCUGGCAUCAACAAGAGCUUCCAGGGCUGUAUGAGGGAUCUACGCCUCAAUGGUCGUUACAUGCCGCUGGACAGCCAGCCACGAGAUGGGGUUUCCCAGGUCAGCGUACAAGGCCUGUCUGUUGGGUGCUCAUCUGACUCCUGCAAAAGGAACCAAUGUAGCCCCCCUUUUACCUGCGUUGACUUGUGGAGAGUGCACGAAUGCAGAUGUCCUCCUGGUCACAUGAUCAGUGUAAACGGGACCAAAAAGUCUUGCAUGUACACCCUUUGUGCUAUGCGGCCCUGUCACCGCGGGACCUGCGUGGCCCAGUCGCCCUCCAAAUUCACCUGCCACUGCCCGGAGGGUUACAGAGGACACCGCUGUGAGACGACACUGGCCAUAUACAGGGAAGACGUGGGCCUCAGCUUCAGCUCCCUCUUUGCCAUCUGUAUCUGCUUCAUGGCCUUACUGGUGCUGCUACUGGGCAUUUUCCUCUACACUCGCUGGAGGUCCUACAAAGGGCUGAAAGAGGGCGUUUACCACGUCUCGGCGCAUCACGAUGGCUGGGAGGACAUCCGGGAGAACGUCCUCAACUACGAUGAAGAGGGCGGUGGGGAGGAGGACCAGAAUGCCUACGACAUGGCAGAGCUGCAGAAGUCCCUCCAGCCGAGCCCGGCCCAGUCAGUGCAGUACUGCCGCUCUAGAGCCUUGCACCACCCUCCUCCUCCCCACCAUCAUCACCAUCACCUCCUCCACCAGGCGCCCCCCGUCCCACCCUCUUCCCAGCCGCUGGACCCCCUCAGCCGGACAACCAGCUCCACAACUUUGCCUCCCUCUGCAGCUUCCACUUCCUCCACGGCCACCACAACGACCAGUCUCCGCAGGGACGUCCCCCCCACCAGGCUGCCGGCCCAGGGCCAGGCCCGUCCCUCGCAGCUGGCCCGUCGUUCCCUGUCCUUCUCCAGCCAGGACCUGGCCCGCUACCUGUGCGAGAUCAUCCGCGAUGCUGACCAGCAUCCAGACACAGGACCUUUUGACUCCCUGCAGGUCUUCUCCACCGAGGGUGGGGGCUCGCCUGCCGGCUCCCUCAGCUCCUUCAGUUCAGCGGGGCUGGAUGGAGGCAGCAGCGGAGAAGGGGGAGCGGAGGCGAGGAGGGAGGAGACGCUCGGGGAGUGGGGGCCUCGCUUUGAGAAGCUUCGGGCGCUGUACGAGCGAGCCGAGGCCAGCGACCUCUGAGCUCCAACACAAACUGAUUGGACCCCGAUAACGGGCCGCCCAAAACAAUCAAUUAGCAGACGCUUGGCGGCGACAGAGGCUGGAAAAGCGAGAGACUGGCCGACAGAGAGAGAGUCGCUCCACGCGUAGCACUUUGCUGACAGCUGACAUGAACUGUGUUGUAUUUACUGGAUGAUGAGACCCGCCAAUCAAAGCGGGGGCCUAAGAGACAGAUGAAAGUGUCCCCAUGAAAAGAGCCUGUCGCUCUGCACUCACUCUACCUUGGACGGCAAUUUUGCAGGAGCAGACGUUAUCAAACCUACAAGUCAGGUUAAAUGCUUCAGAACGUCAGCCUGCACUCGGGCUACUCAUCAUGAUGGAGCUUAGCUUCACUGUCGGAAAAAUCUGUUCCAGUCACAGACACUAAAAUCCCAAAUUUCCUCGUGUGUGGAUGAGCUGCCAGCUGAAGGCAGAAAAUAUGAAAAUGUUUUGGCCAGGAUUUUUUUAAUACAUAUAUAUGUAUACCUGAGCAAAUCAAUGCCACUAAAUGUAUUUUUAGCACCUUGCUGCUCUGUAAAUAAAUGUCAUAUAUUUCACACGGUACUGUUACACGAAGCCAGUGAAGAUGAGGUGGAUCAUACUGAGUAGCCCAUCCAAUGCAGAGUUUCACUGUAGUGGACACACCGUGUUCUCGCUGCCUGGCUGUAAACAGCUUCUGUCAAUGUUUGUAUGAGAAAAAAACAAAAAGAAGUGCUUCGACCAUCACUGGUUUCCAGGGUGAGAUUUUUUUUUUUUUCUGGUAAUGUGUCUUUUGCUAGGUUGAGUAAUUCUGUAUUGGUUGGGUGUUUCAAGUUUCAACGCUCCAUGGGUUGUAAGACAUCAAGCUUUCUACUUAGUACCGUGCCCGCGUCUUCAUUUGAUUUCCUAUUCUCAUUUGCGCUCCGCCGCUGCUCGUUCCUCCUCACCCGGGGGAGGGUGCACAAAAAUUCAAACAUCUUUGUAACAAAGAAAUGCGAGUGGACGUGUGGACUGCGGGAGGGAGGAAAUGCUCGCUCUGUUGCUCUGUUCCGUGCACGCUGUUCCUCUGGCAUACCAAAUGUGGCGGCUGUGAGAGACUAUUUUAACAGAUGCUCGGCAGAAUACAAAGUACACCGAGCUGCCUUUCAAGGUGACUACUCAAUAAACAUAAAUGGAGGGAAGAGGGUAAGAGACAUUUAUAAGGAUUAUAUAUAUAUAUAUAUAUAAAUAUAUAUAUGCUUGUGAGCCGUGAUAGCUGUGCCAUAUGCAGUUCACGCAUCCAUCUACUGUGUCUUGCUAAAUUAGCACAUUUCUUGGCUGAAACAUUAGGAGGAUUGUGGGUUAGAGAACUGCAGGAACAUGUCAUUGUGCUUUUGGUUUUUUUAAUGUCAAAACUGUGAAUUGUCCCUCCAGCUUCUCUCUCUCUCGCUCUCUGAGCUCUGCAAAAAACAAAACUUCCUGCGCUUUGAACCGUUGAGAACACUUUGUCUUAAAAGAACAAAAAGGCAAAUAACAAUAAUAACGCAGCAAAUGGGAGUCUAAAAAGGGCACACUUCCCUUCACAUUUUUAAAACAAGAGAGAGGAUUGCAGGGUAGGGGGCUGAAUCAGAGAGGAAAUGAGGGAAGGGAGGGAAGCGGAGGGAGCCCGGCCCUGUGGUGAAAUGUCUCACCAGUGCACCACGGAGCACAGCGGCCCUGCGGGGGAGCUGCCGAGGGAAGGGAUGCUGCAAGCAACAGUUUUCUGCAUAACAGUUUGCUGCACUGCAAAUGGGAUGAACUUAAAAAGUCGUGUGCCUCCACCCACAUGACCCCUAACCCCCCUCUUUCCUACGAUUCUCCCCAAAAAUCCAGCAUGGCUUCUUCUGGCGUUUCAGCCGCUGGAUUCUGCUGGAAGCAGCAGCAUCAGCCGCGCUCCCUUCAUGCCUUUUUUCCCUUCUAUUUGUCUUCACACUGGCAGAGCUGAGCCUGUCGGCAGAGAGCAGUCAAAGGGUAGUAGAGUGUGAAAACAUGUCAGGCCACUAAUCCUAAUAGGAGCUGAUGGCCCGCUGUCAUGCUGGAAAAACCAAAGGAAUGUGAGGAGUUUCCAAAAAAUAAAAAAAAAAGUCGACAGAGGAGUCGAUCCCCAGAUUGCGGCUUCUUUUUCAGACAGACUCUUUCCGAGCAGCGGAGGCAACAAUGCAGCUUUUAUAAAUAAGAGCAUUUCCAGUCAAUGAUGCCUAAAAGUAAAAGAGAGGCUUAUUUUUCAGGCAGUGGGGAGUUCCUCGAGAGUGAUCCUUGUAUGUUGCUCUGUGGUGAGCGUCCAAGCCCCACACAGACAGACACGCACAGAGGGAUGAAAACACUUCAUGCUUCACUACAGCUGUAAGGAGCGGAGAUUCACUUCCCACCAUUCAUUUGUAGCAUACGACGGCUUCUUCAGUGUUGUGUUCUGGGUGCAGACAUGUUGUGAACAAUGUUUUUACCUCAUUUGUAAGUACACAGAUCGAUACAUUCAAAUUAUUGCUUUUUUUGCCAUGAAGAGCAGCAUAGAUUUAAAAUGUGCCGCUUUGGAGAGAAAAAAGAAAUCAAACGAAGAUAUUUUUUAUCAACAUGAUGGUGAUGAGCUUUUGACGGUUAUAUAAGUGUUUUGUAUUUGCUUUGAUCUUUUUUUUCCUCCCCUCAAUAAAUUCAUUUGCACCAGUGAC